GGUGUGUCAACUUCAACUUGUACACUCAGCAGAAUACUGUAAGUGUACUGUGUUGUGUACGUGUUGUACUGUGUGGAGCUUCAUCAUGUCUGUCAAAUGUCGCAAAUGGGUCCUCAAGAGCCACUUCUGUGGUAUGCCCAAGAGAGAAGACCUUGAUAUUGUGGAGGAAGAGCUGCCACCACUCAAGGAUGGAGAGUUCUUAUGUGAAGCUGUCUGGUUGUCAGUGGACCCCUACAUGCGUCCAUACACUAAGAACUUUCCACCGGGCAGCUCUAUGAUUGGAGGUCAAGUUGCUAAAGUCGUUGAGAGCAGAUCAUCCAAUUACUCUGUCGGAGAUCUGGUGGUGGGUAACUAUGGUUGGCGCACACACACAGUAGUCUCCGAUUCUGUUCCUGAAGCAGCUGGCGGAAGAUCAAAGCUCAGCCCCACUCUGUACAAGGACAGGGAGUCCACGGCUGUAGGUGUACUAGGAAUGCCUGGAGCUACUGCCUAUUUUGGGUUCCUGAAUCUUUGCACACCCAAAGAGGGAGAGACGUUGGUGGUCAAUGGUGCUGCUGGAGCUGUGGGCUCUCUUGUCGGGCAGAUUGCCAAAAUUAAAGGCUGCAGGGUAGUAGGAUUUGCUGGCAGUGAUGAAAAAGUGGAAUAUGUCAAGGGACUGGGAUUCGAUGAGGCGUUCAACUACAAGACCAUGGGGUCUAUGAGUGAAACACUGAAGAAGGCUUGUCCCAAAGGCAUCGACUUGUUCUUCGAUAACGUUGGUGGUGAGUGGUUUGAGACUGUACUUGCUCAGAUGAAUACAUUUGGACGAGUAUCUAUCUGUGGUGCUAUCUCUCAGUACAAUGCAGAAGAAAAACCAAAAGGUAACUAUGUGUCCCAGCUUAUUCUGGGUCAUCAGCUCAAAGUUGAGGGAUUCAUCGUCUUGAGGUGGAUCAAAGAGUGGCCAGAAUGCUUCAAGCAAAUGAGCCAAUGGAUUGCAGAGGGGAAACUUAAGUAUGAAGAAACUGUCACAGUGGGAUUUGACAAUAUGUUUGAUGCUUUCCUUGGGCUGUUCACUGGAGCGAACAUAGGAAAGGCAGUCGUCAAAGCCUGAGCACAUAUUGUGUUUGUUUAGUGUGACUGACGUUUCUAAUACGUGUCGUUAAAAAUAUUUAUGUCUAGCUGUACAUGAGUGUAGAUGCACAUCAUGGUGACCACAACUAAUUUGACCAACUAAAUUUCUAUUUGGUUUUGACAUUGUAGCUUAUAUACCUACAUGGCAAUGAGUGCAAUGCCAUAAGUUACUGCAUUUGCGAGGUCAAAAGGCAACAAAUGUGCAUGUACUAUUAUUUGUGGGUUUGUUGGUGGCCAGUGGGUAAAGCACUCGACUCAAGAUCACAAGGUUGAGAGUUCGAGCCCCAUCAGUAGCAGAAAAAUAUUUUGCAAGGAGUUCACUUAUUGGUUUGCCCUGAAAAAUGAGUAGGUGUCCACUACUGUCUGGAUGUAAAGCCGGACGCCCAGAGAUUUGACUCGACAAGCUUGAAGCUUACUUUAGACCCUCGUUAGCUACUACAGUGGUGAAACCUAAUAGGGGUGUCGUAAAGAAAAUGUAGUAACCAUACAUGGAAGCAAAGGUAGUUAUGAUAGUUAUAAAUGAGAACAUAAAACAUACACAAUGAGGCAAUCAGAAAUUCAGGAUGUGGGUUUCUACCAGGGAGGCAUUUAUUGCUAAAAAUAGAUGUUUUGGAUGAUGUCAAAAUGUUAUGUUUCUGGGCAUGCGCAAUAGGCAGAAUCUGACCAAUCAGGGUGCAUAUUUCGCAAUAUACGCAUAGCAACGUUGACCACAAAACAACGUUGCGGUUACGACCAGUUCAGUCCAGAACAAACAAGUUGGAACCAGACGUUGUUUUCACGUCACGGUUAGUAUAUAAAUGCCAAGCACUGUCUUGAAGUACAACUAAGGACCACUCUGGACACGAAGAGUAAAUCGCCAGGCGGCUAGGCGCAUGCUUAGCGGCAGAUUCGACUACCGUGGCGCUCAAGAAAAGGAUCAUGGAGCGCUGAGCUAAGAUAGCUUAUAUUCAAGGGUCUUCUGGUACUAGGGCACAGUGAUUUCAGUGUACUACUCCCUUUGGUGCGGCAUGUUUUCCAGUUCACCAUUCCAGUCGUGUGAUGGGUCAUUGAUAGCCUAGUCUCAAUGUAAUGUCAAAUUAGACAAAAGAGGCUUAAACACACAAAGUAAAAAAAGGUAAAUAAUCUGUGAUUCAAGCGGUCAAAAAAACCAUAGACUUGCUACUCAAUAAAAUAAUAGUUCAAUGUAACAGUGUUAAUAUGCGCUAAUGAUGCUAAUGUUGAAAUAUUUGCGGAAUUGAAACCUAAGAGGUGGUUGUAUGGUGUUUUGCCAACUUUCUUUGUGUAGGUAACCCAACCCGUAGUGUAUUGUGGUAUCUAAGGAGGAAGAACCCUAUCCUGUUGUACCUGGUACCAAGAAGCGUAAAUUUGUAACCUGGUAGCCACAGCCUUCCUGGCAGGUCAGACAUCAGAAGAAUGCGGCUUCCUGGUAAAACCUGUUUGUCUGCCAAGUAUAACUUCCUAACAUAGGCAUCAUUCUAAACAAUGUAACCACAUGAUAAGAACAUAGUACAAACAGCUGUCUGGACAUUCUGAUAAUGGGUUCAUUGUGUUUUCUGCGUGCCUGCAUUUCGCUUUGUCUUUGUCAUUGGUGUAUCUUGAUGUGUCAACAUAAGGUUGUUCAUUGUGUCGCUAAUAAUUAUAGCUGAUAGCUAGUUCCAAUUCGAAUGUUUUCCCUUCCACAUAGCAGAGAAGUGGCUGUCAAUCUGUCCAAGGGACUUGUUCAAUGGUAUAACUAUUUGUUUCACUCUUAGUAUCAAGUAGGUAUUUGUAUUGGAUCAUUUCCUUGUGCAUGUGUGCUUCUUAAAUAGUUUACCCACAGUACAUACAAGGUCAAUAUGUCUAUGAGAAGGUUGCUCGAUAGCUGAUAUUCUACGCUCUGUAAGUCGAUAGUUUGUGCUUAUCUACCUAACGUAUAUUGUAUUCGAAGGAAAUACGAUUACAAGCCACCCAUCAAAAAUAGUUGUUGCGAUCGAAUUCACCAUUGGGAAAUCAACUGUGUACCAUAGUUUAAUUAUGUGACCCGACUUGAUGCUACUUGUCUUGUGGAUCAAUCAAAGUGUUUCCAUGGAGUAUCCAGGCAACCAUUCCGAUAAUUAGUUGUGAGUUCAGUAUAUUUAUUCAAGAAUAUAGAAAUUGAAUCUUCACCUGCCCUUGCUACUAGAAGCCAUGCUUAUGUUUCUUCUUCAUUGUGUAUGCAUUUGUAAUAUCCAAUAAAUAAACCAGCCCUUGUUAGAAAACUAUAAUUGUUUCUUUUAGUUCAUGAUUCAUUGUCAGGAAUUGAUGGAAAAGGUGUUGCUCAAUAGAAGGUCUGUGUGCAAAUGAGUUGCCUGUUUUGCUGGGAGGAUAAGAAAAAAUUGGCCAAGAGUCAUGUACAAGUAUAAUUAUAGGGUACAUCUAUUUCUGUACAAACAAAAACAUUUGGUAUUCUUUUUUUAGACAGUAACAAGCAAAAAACGCAUCCUGUCCUCAAGUAAUACCGGAGUCUAUUUCGUAAGGUAUUCUCACCAUAAAUUGUAAUGUAUAAAUCCCUGUACAAGACCCAUCAAUCGAGAUUUCCUGUUCCGUGCAUUUUUAAAGUCCUUACCUGAUACUACAAUGUCACAAAUUUUCACACUCUACCCAACCCAUUCAACACCCUAGCUAUGGUAUGUGCCAAACCAUUUAUUAACCCCUAACAAGAUUUCAUUCCAAGAACACAAGGACUUGCAAGCAGAGUGCCGCGUAAUUCCACCUGAAAAACAAAUCAGUAUUAGUAAGUCUUAAGUAUUGUUGCUCCUUAUGGUCCACAAUUGUUUCUUUUGCUCGAAAUAAGUACAUUUACAAGCAACUUCUGGUUUGGCAAGUCAGCAUGCAGUAUUCUGUGAACAGUAAAAUAUAUGGUGUGCCUGGUCAUUACAAGAUUCGCCUAAUGCAAUAGUAACCUGAGAUCCACGAUCGUAAGCUUUUCCCUCAGUGUGUGAUUCGAUACGGCCAUAAAACAACGACUCACAGUUUGGUAAUGUUAAAAGAAUUGUGUAUUGUUAUGCAUUUUCAAUUUAGGUCAUUCGCUAUUGGCUAAAUAUUAUACCUAACAAACCCUGGGUCCUGAGCAGCACUUGGGAUGUCAUUUGCAACCUUACUCCCUUUUCCUAUACCAAGCAAAGUAUCCAGAUCCAUAACAAAGCCGUAUCCCAUUGCAAAUCGCCUAUACCGUUGUGAGUUUCAAUACUGCUACGUUUAUUUCGCUACUAAGUAUUGAAUAUAAUAUUAUGUAUACCUCUACCGCAAAAUCCAAUAUUGUUACUGUCCAAUUUUCUGCUGUGCGUACUUUAUCAUGAUGUUUGUAAGCCAAAAUCUUGUUACUCGAAAAGGUCUGCUUUUAUCAAAGUUCCCAUAAUCAGAGAUCAUUGUCAAAUCAACCAUAGUUCAAUACGAAUGCUCCUGAUUGAUUCCUAUCUACUGUGAACAAAGUUUCAGAAAAUCAGAGUUGCUAGUAUCUCCUGUGUGCUCCCCAUUCAUCAACAAACAAAGGUUCCAGUAUUUCUAUCCCCCCAGCAUUUCAAGUAUGUAUUGUACCGAGGUUAGCUAGGAUGUAUGUUCUACAUAUAGUUUUUUUUAUGCUCAAGGAAACGUUCGCUUGUAAACAAGUUCUGGUUAUCUUUUAACAAGUCGCUUCACAGUACGUGUAUGAGUGAGUGGUAAAUGUCAUUGGAUUCUCGUAUGUAUACCACAAAUGUGUUCAAUUAAGUACCUUCUCCUGGUUUCCAUCAGUUAGUUUUGCUGUGUUUCAGUUGUUUCGUUCCGCAAGUUCAUGUUUCUCGAUAAGUUUAUGCAAGAAAAUCAUUUUUUCACAAGUCACUGUGCAGUAGUACGUAUGUUCAUCAAUAUACUUAGAUGUAUAAUGUAUGCCACAAAUCCUGUUUUGCUUUUCAAUUCCAAGAUUCUCCCAAGUUAUACUUACCGCAGUAGGGAAACAUGUUGUCCAAGUGAUUCCACUCGAUUCUCAAGUGUAUAGUAAGCAAUGGUUUUUCGAUUCAAGUAGUUAGAAUGUAUAUCCAACUAAAUAACGGUCUCCUUGAGAAAGCAUAACAUGCAAUAAUCAUAUUGUUUUUGUAUGUAUUCCACAAAUCCUGUUCUUUAUCAUUCAAGAUCCAAUUACCUCUACUAGAGUUCCGAACAUUUUUUCUCCUGAUUUCACCAUAUCUAAAAGUCUGUUAAAUUCGCCAUGUUACCAUUUUUUCCUCCCCCCUCAAGUUAUCUACUCGCGCAUUUUUCGAAAAAGCAUUCCUUCAAACUUUUAUUUGCAAGUCACUGUGCAAUACAUAAUAAUAUUAUGUGUAUGCCACAAAUCUUGUUUUUGCUUUUCAUUCCAAGAUUAUCUCAAGUCUUACCAAAGUAGGAAAACAAGUUGGGGAAGCUGAGCGUGAUUACAACUAAUUCUCUAUUGAGCAGUGUACAGGUCAGAUGUUCAGUUUAGCUAGGUUUUUCAUUCAAUUAGCUAUAUAAGAUGUACAUCCAACAAAAUGGUGUUCUUUUCAAAGCGUAGCAUCAAGCAAGCUCUAGUUGGUAGUGCGACGAGUGGUAAAUGUGAUGGAUUCUCUUACCUGUACAAUACGGUGUAGUGUAGUAGUGUAUGCUGUUCUACUUUUAUAGAAGUGAGAUUUGCCCCCAGAGUACUCUAGUAGUGUGAAAUUGUCGAGUUCAGCAUGAUUCAACAAAUCUUCUGUAAGGUCAGCGUUGUAGUGUUCCAGUAUUCUACCCCCCCCCCCUUCAGCAUCUUAUAAGUACAUUGUUUAUGAUCUACAAAUACUGUUUCUUUUGCGUAGAAAGCAUUCGUUUGCAAAAGUUCUAGUUUUCGAGUAUAAUUAUGAGUGAAUGGUAAAUGUGAUGGAGCCUCUUUAAUUCUAGCACUUUCUAUGCCACAAUCUUGCUCCCCUGUCAAAUGUCAUUAGAGUUCAACCAACGGUUCAAUUGGUUCCAGUUAACAGCGAACAAAGGUUCAGUAUUAAUUUAUGUCCCAGUACCAGCCUGUUUGUUAUUGUUCCAAAAUAGAUAUAUAUGUUCUACAAAUGGUGUUUCUUUUGUUUAAGAAGGUUGUUUGAGAUCCUUUAAAGCACCCAAGUACCGGUAGCGAUACAACUGAGUUCAGCUGAUUUUGAUUGGUGCCGUGGUAAACAAAGCUUCAUGUAAAAUUCCCCAAGUGGGCAAGUCACUGGUCAGUACACAAGUAUGCCCACUGUUAUUUAAUGUACUUAGAUAAGUAUGUGUAUGCCAUAAAUCCUUCCUUUCCAAGAUUCUCUUAACAAGUUGGUCGAGCUGAGCGUGAUUCCAACCGAUUCUCAUCGUUGAUUGAGCUUGUGAGGUCAGAUUUUCAGUUUACCUAGGUUUUCAAUUCAAUUAGCUAGGAUGUACGUCCAACAAAUGGUGUUCUCUUCUCCUUGAGAAAGCGUAACAUACAAGCAAGCUCUGGUUGUUCAUCUUAGUAUUGUGGCGAAGUCGCACAGUGAGUGGUUAUUAUUUAUAAUGGAUUCUCUUCUUUGUAGUGUUAGUUGUGUGUAUGCAAAAUAUCUUGCUCUACUUUCUAGAAGGUCAUUUCACCCGGAGUAUCCUAGUAUUGUGAAAUUGUCGAGUUAGCAUGAUUCCAGAUCGGUACUAUUGAACAAAGGUUCUAAAGGUCAGCGUUGUUGUGUUCAAGUAUGAAAAGUUAGCUAGGAUGUAUGAUCCACACAUACCAUUUCUUUUGCUCGAGCAAGGGUUAGGCUGCAAACAAGUUCUGUAACAAAUCGCUGUACAUAAAUUUGAGCAGUAACGCUAGGAUGGUACAUGUAUGUCCAACAAAUGGUGUUCUCUUCUCCUUAACGAAGUGUUUUACUUACAAUUGGAUGGUAUUGCGAUGAGUCACAGAGUAAUGAGUGAGUGGGUAAAUGUGAUGGAGCCUUUUGUGAUUCUAGUGUAGUUGUGUAUGCCACGAUAUUUGUUCUACUUUUCUAAAGGUCAUUUACGAUUCUAUGCCUGAAGUUAUCUGCUCAGCAUUAAUGCGAGGCGGCUGGGUUCAACAUGAUUCAAUUGGUUAAACAGCGAACAAAGGUUCAGUAGUAACUUUGCAGUAUGAUUAGAUGUAUGCAUGUUCUGCAAAAUAUGGUUUUUGUUUAAGAAGGUUUGUUCGAGACUCCUUUAAAGUACCCAGGUACCGGUAGCGAUACGUGAUUACUGUGGUAAACAAAAGUUCGUGCAAUUGAGAUCACCCAGCAUCCACAGGAAAAAAGCUUUGAUUGGCAAGUCACUGAAUGUACAAUGUCCGUCCAAAUUAAUGUAGUUGUAGGUGUAUUAAUAGAUGUGUAUGCCACAAAUUUGCUUUUUAUUUACAAGAAUCUUCCGGAAAAUAUAGUCGCCAUUAUUCUUCCACCCAAGUUUCUGCUUCACUACUACUACCCACAUGUAUAGCGUGCUGAAAUCUGUGGUCGUGAGUCCCUAGCUACACUCUUUAUAAAGAAUGAUCGAUUGCUUAGUUAUAGCGUAGGCUAUGUGCAUGCAUACAUGUACUUCUAUUUUUAUAUCAGAACGUGUGAUCUCAGCGCCUGAUGUGUUUGGUCUAAGAGACUCUACUAAUUAAAGACGCCCGACUGACAAGUACAGUACACAAUCGAUUAAAUUGGAGGUAAAGCCAGUUUGCGGUCAUCAUAUAGAAAUAGCUUUAGGCUGUAUAUAUGUAUGCAACAAAUCCUAUUAUCUCUCCUCAAGAAGGCACGCAAAGCAUCCCCUAACUGACGUGAGAUAUCAAUUCCCUAAAGAAAGUGAGUUAGUGUUGCCACCUUUCUCUAUUGUUCAGCCAUUCUAGGAUUUUAAUGACGCAAUGUUUCCGCUCCGAAAGUUUCAAAUUCUCCAAUACUUGUGAGUUUUUAAAUCAUUCACUGCUACUGUAGUUAGCGUAUAAUUAUUGUUGUACACAACAACUGCGGCAUUUUUGCAAAUACAUCAUAAAUAUUAAGCACCUUAGUUAUCGAUUAUGAUCAACUACCAUCCAUCUGCCUAUAUAAUUAGUAAGUUGUAUCUCGCCAGUCUUUGCCCUUGAUCAAUGGAUCUAGCCAUGCAGAUAAGAUUGUGUACAUGUUUCUAUUUUGAGAAAGGUAAUUUCGAGAGAUCCUGACAAAUUAAUAGGUUCUGCAAGCCCGUUGAGUAAAACUACAUUUCCUGCAAUGCAUCUUGCCCUACCUCCAUCCCGUCCCACACAAAAAUCCCUUGCGGUAUAUAAUUAUAUCAAAACUGUAUCGAAUGUCAGGCUGCAUAAUUCCUUUUUUUCUUUGCUAUAUAGUUUUAAAUGUCGAGCCUAGCGUGUUGUAUGUGAAGCGUAUAUCUUAGCAACAAGAGAGUAACAGAUCAAAGCAAUGAAAAGUGCGAGCAAUGUGUUCAAAGAACGUGAGGGGAUUAAUUCCGGUAAGGGUAACCGUGUACAAGUUAACAUGUUGUCUUCCAUCUUUAAAGCUAACAGUCCGGAUUUUUUCCAGUUAACAGCAAGCAAAGGUUCAGUAGUAACUUUGUCUUGGUACAUUAUUCCCUAACCCUGUUAGUGUUCCGGUUUAGCUAAAAUGUAUGUCCUACUACAAAUGGUGUUUCUUUUGUUCAAGAAGGUUAAAGUACCCAAGUCUGAUAAGUGAUACAAAGUUCAGCAUUUACUCCUGGUUUCGAUUGGUGCCGCGGUAAAAAAAAGUUCAUGCAGUUAAGGUCAGCUUAACCUCCACGAAUGCUUUGAGUAUGAUUGACAAUUCACUAAAUGUACGCCCAAAUGAAUGUAGUUGCAUUAUUAUAGGUGUGUAUGCCACAAAUUUUGCUUUUCUAUUUUCAAGAAUCUCCCGAAAAAUGUAGUCACCAUUGUUGUUGCACCUCUUAAGUUUCUGCUUCCAAGAAGAUAAUCCAUUAAGUAUCCCGGAAUCUGUAGUCUUGAGUGAGUCUAUAGAUUUUACACAUCAUCAUAGAGCUUAUAAUUAUAGAGUAGCGUAGGUUGUGUGUGCAUGUACUCCUAUUCUUAUAUCAGAACGUGUGAUCUCAGCGCCUAAUGUGUUUGGUCUAAGAGUCUCUACGAAUUAAAGAAGUCGACUGACAAGUACAGUACACAAUCGAUCAAAUUGGAGGUAACGUCUGUUUGCGGUCAUCCUAUAGUUUAGGCUGUAUGUACGCAACAUAUCGUUUUAUCUCUCCUCAAGACAAUACACAAAGCAAUCCUCAAACUGACAAGAAAGUUUAAGUGUGAGUUGGUGUUGCAACCUUUCUCUAUUGUCUUUUCGACUAUGAUCAACUAAUCCAUCUGCCUAACUUUAAGAUAUAAGAUAAAUUUUAUCACGCCAGAAAAUAUUGCCCUUGAUCAAUGGAACUAGCCAAUAUGGAACUAGCCAAUAGGAUUGUGUAUGCGAAAAUGUUUCUAUUUUGUGAAAGGUAAUUUCGAGUGGUCCUUAAUAAAGAUUGAACAUAAAGAGUUCUACAAGCCCGAUACCGUGCAGUAAACUAUGAAGGACAGCCUAUCCUAUCCCCGUCCCACCUUACAAAAUUCCCCCGAGGUAUUAUAAUCAAAAUUGUAUAUGAAGCGUAUAUUGUCUUAGCACAAGAGUAACGGUUUAAAGCAAUGGAAAAUGCGAGCGGUGUAUUCAAAAGGAUUGAUUCUGGUAAGGGUAACCUUAUACAAGCUAACAUGUUGUCUUCCAUCUAUAAAGCAAACAGUCCCGUUCUGAAGCUUUUGAGCCUGCCAAUAAAUCACUGAGCUGAGCUAAGUAAUAAUCAAUUUCCUUGUUCAAAUUAGAUCGUUGGUGCGAUGUAUUUUUUGUCAAUUUGGAGUGGGUAAGGAAUUAAACAGCGUGUUUGUCCAGCCUUAUUUAACCUUACAGUAUUUUUCUGCUGCACUAACGGGUCAAUGCUUCUGCUUGAGUUUUCAGGGAUUAUCCGGUCUUAAAAUUCCUUGCAGGUAUCAUUAAAAACUACAUACUUCCAUAUUUAGUGCUAAAAGUUUUAACGUUGCGCCUAGUAUCUUGUAUGAAGCGUAUUGUCUUAGCGCAGGGGGUAAAGCAAACAGUAUAGAUUGGGCAAACAAAAGAUUCAGCAACUUAGUCCCAGUAAUAAUUCCCCAGCCUGUUAUUGUUCCAAUAUGUAUGUUCUACAAGUGUUGUUUCUUUUGUUCAAGAAGGUUGUUCGAGAUCCUGCACUGAUAGUAAUAGUAGUUCCUGAAUUCGAUUGGUGCCGAGGGUUAAGGUCAGCUAGCAUCCGCAAGUGUUUGAGUAGAGAAAGAAAACAAGUCACUGAAUGUACGUCCAAAUUAUAGUCGUUGUAUAGGUGUGUGUAUGCCACAAGUCUGCUUUAAAGGUAAUUCAUAAGUCAUUAAUUGCUUUAUAGUUAGCUAGGGUGUAUGCAUUCCCUCUAUUAUUCACAUCAGAAUGUGUAAUGUCAACGCCUAAUGAUUGAAGACACCGCGACUAACAAGUUACAGUAGUACACAAUGGAUUCAAAAAUAGAGGUAACACCGAUUGUUUGCAGUCAUCCAAUGAAAGUAGCUUUAGGCUUGUAUGUAUGCAACAAAUCUUAUUAUUUCUUCUCAAGAAGGCACACAAAGCAUCCCCUAACUGACAUGAAAGUAUGAAUCCCUGAAGAAAGCUGUGAGUUGGUAUGCAACCUUACUCGAUUGUUUAGCCAUUCUAGGAUUUUUAAUAACACAAUGUUUCCGCUCAAAUUUCACAUUCUCCAAUACUAGUGAGUUCAUUCAACACAGCUAUAGCGUUUAUUAAUGUUCUUGAACUAACACAUACCCCAUCUGCGUACAAGAUAAGUUUUAUCUCACCAGAAAAAUAUUGCAAUGGAUCUAGCCAAUAGGAUUGUGUAUGCGAAAAUGUUUCUAUUUUGUGAAAGGUAAUUUCGAGUGGUCCUUGAACAUAAAGAGUUCUACAAGCCCGAUACCAUGCAGUAAACUAUGAAGGACAGCCUAUCCUAUCCCCGUCCCACCUUACAAAAUUCCCCCGAGGUAUUAUAAUCAAAAUUGUAUAUGAAGCGUAUAUUGUCUUAGCACAAGAGUAACGGUUUAAAGCAAUGGAAAAUGCGAGCAGUGUAUUCAAAAGGAUUGAUUCUGGUAAGGGUAACCUUAUACAAGCUAACAUGUUGUCUUCAUCUAUAAAGCAAACAGCCCCCCGUUGUGAAACUUUGAGCCUGCCAAUAAAUCACUGAGCUAAGCUAAAUAAUACUCAAUUUCCUUGUUCAAAUUAGUUUGUUGGUGCGAUUAUUUUUUGUCAAUUUGGAGUGGGUAAGAUAUUAAACAGCGUGUUUGUCCAGCCUUAUUCAACCCUACAGUAUUUUUCUGCUGCACUAACGGAGAAUAGGGGUCAAUGCUUCUGCUUGAGUUUUCAGGAAUUAUCCGGUCUUAAAAUUCCUUUCAGGUAUCAUUAAAAACUACAUACUUCCAUAUUUAGUGUUAAAAGUUUUAACGUUGCGCCUAGUAUGUUGUAUGAAGCGUAUUGUCUUAGUGCAGGGGGUAAAGCAAACAGUCCAGAUUUGGCAAACAAAAGAUUCAGCAACUUAGUCCCAGUAAUAAUUCCCCAGCCUGUUAUUGUUCCAAUAUGUAUGUUCUACAAAUGGUGUUUCUUUUGUUCAAGAAGGUUGUUCGAGAUCCUAUAAUGAAACUGAUAGUAAUAGUAGUUCCUGAAUUCGAUUGGUGCCGAGGGUUAAGGUCAGCUAACAUCCGCAAGUGUUUGAAUAGAGAAAAAAAACAACUCACUGAAUGUACGUCCAAAUUAUAGUCGUUGUAUAGGUGUGUGUAUGCCACAAGUCUGCUUUAAAGGUAAUUCAUAAGUCCAAAAUCCUGUUAAUUGCUUUAUAGUUAGCUAGGGUGUAUGCAUUCUCUCUAUUAUUCUCAUCAGAACGUAUAAUGUCAACUCCUAAUGAUCUAAGAGACUCUACUAGUUGAAGAUCCGGACUAACAAGUUACAGUAGUGGAUUCAAAAAAUCUUAUUAGAGGUAACGCCUAUUGUUUGCAGUCAUCCAAUGAAAGUAGCUUUAGGCUUGUAUGUAUGCAACAAAUCCUAUAUUUCUUCUCAAGAAGGCACACAAAGCAUUCUCUAACUGACAUGAAAGUAUGAAUCCCUAAAGAAAGUUGUGAGUUGGUAUGCAACCUUACUCUAUUGUUCAGCCAUUCUAGGAUUUUUAAUGACACAAUGUUUCCACUCAAGCUUCACAUUCUUCAAUACUAGUGAGUUCAUUCACCACAGCUAUAGCGUUUAUUAAUGUUCGUGAACUAACACAUACCCCAUCUGCGUACAAGAUAAGUUACCAGAAAAAUAUAUUGCCCUUGAUCAAUGGAUCUAGCCAAUAGGAUUGUGUAUGCGAAAUUGUUUCUAUUUUGUGAAAGGUAAUUUCGAGUGGUCCUUAAUAAAGAUUGAACAUAAAGAGUUCUACAAGCCCGAUACCGUGCAGUAAACUAUGAAGGACAGCCUAUCCUAUCCCCGUCCCACCUUACAAAAUUCCCCCGAGGUAUUAUAAUCAAAAUUGUAUAUGAAGCGUAUAUUGUCUUAGCACAAGAGUAACGGUUUAAAGCAAUGGAAAAUGCGAGCAGUGUAUUCAAAAGGAUUGAUUCUGGUAAGGGUAACCUUAUACAAGCUUACAUGUUGUCUUCCAUCUAUAAAGCAAACAGUCCCGUUGUGAAGCUUUUGAGCCUGCCAAUAAAUCACUGAGCUGAGUUAAAUUUCCUUGUUCAAAUUAGUUUGUUGGUGCAAUGUAUUUUUGUCAAUUUGGAGUGGGUAAGGAGCGUGUGUUUGUCCAGCCUUAUUCAACCUUACAGUAUUUUUCUGCUGCACGAACGAAGAAUAGGGGUCAAUGCUUCUGCUUGAGUUUUCAGGAAUUGUUCGGUCUUGCAGGUAUGUCCACAUACUUCCAUAUUUAGUGCUAGAGUUUUAAUGUUGCGCCUAGUAUUUUGUAUGAAGCGUAUUGUCUUAGCGCAGAGGGUAAAGCAAACAGUCCAGAUUGGGCAAACAAAAGAUUCAGCAACUUAGUCCCAGUAAUAACUCCCCAGCCUGUUAUUGUUCCAAUAUGUAUGUUCUACAAAUGGUGUUUCUUUUGUUCAAGAAGGUUGUUCGAGAUCCUGUAAUAAAUCUGAUAGUGAUAGUGGUACGGAGUUCAGCAUUACUCCUGAUUUCGAUUGGUGCCAAGGGUUAAGGUCAGCUAGCAUCCGAAAGU
Molecule: messenger RNA, 13290 nt
Organism: Halichondria panicea
Lineage: Eukaryota; Metazoa; Porifera; Demospongiae; Suberitida; Halichondriidae
Product: prostaglandin reductase 1-like
Exons: 9
Coding region: 86-1090 (334 amino acids)
Biological process (GO): prostaglandin metabolic process
Cellular component (GO): cytoplasm
Molecular function (GO): 15-oxoprostaglandin 13-reductase [NAD(P)+] activity; 2-alkenal reductase [NAD(P)H] activity
Source: RefSeq, a predicted model, not a curated record